AUGUGAACAGGGCCUUAGACAAAAGUUUAAUGACAUCACGGUAUGAGAAAUGAGAAACUAAUACCAUAACAGUACUAUAGAAUAUGAUUCAUUAACGGAUUAGAAGGCAAUUAACGGUCUUUUGUCGGAACAAGUCAAACACAAAGUUUCGUUGAUGUUGACAUUUGAAUAAAUAUUGAACUCUUGGCGAAAAUCAAGCAUGAAGAGUUGAAAACAGCAAGAGGCUUCCAUGAGAGAUCUGGGUUUAAAAAUCAAAGUUUGAACAUUUUCAUCGUUCGUGACCGGAGCCUCGUGUAUUACAGGCCUAAACGGAAGAUUCUACAGGACUGGGUCGGCCUGUGGCCUGUAGCUGACAGCCAUUGUUUAUGUUGUCUUCUCAUUCAGUGUAGUUCCUGCAAUGGCGAACCCAGUCAUCUUCGCAAAGGGCGAAGAGUGCCAACAGAAUUGGUCGAAAGCGUCAGCCGACUACGAUGAAGUAGAUGAGCACCUUAAGAUAAUGGGAAAGCCCGUGAUGGAGAGAUGGGAGACGCCUUACAUGCACAAGCUUGCUAGCAUUGCAGCUUCUAAGGGGGGAAGAGUCCUUGAAAUAGGCUUUGGUAUGGCCAUUUCAGCUACAAAAAUCCAGUCUUUUCCAAUCAAAGAACAUGUAAUAAUAGAAGUCAACGAUGGGGUGUUUGAAAGGCUAAAAAAGUUUGCUGCCAACGCAGAACACAAAGUCGUGCCAAUGAAAGGUAUGUGGGAAGAUGUCAUUCCCACUUUGCCAGACGAGUCUUUCGAUGGAAUUUUGUAUGAUACCUUUCCACUAUCAGAAGAAACUUGGCACACGCACCAGUUCGCAUUUAUUUGCGGGCAUGCCCGCAGACUGCUUAAACCAGGCGGAAUCCUAACAUACUGUAACCUAACAUCAUGGGGGAAAUUGAUGAACGGAAAAUACGAUGACUUGAAUGUUAUGUUCAAUGAAACACAGAUACCAAAGAUCAUUGAAGCUGGUUUUAAAAAGGAAGACGUGGCAACAGAGAUCAUAGAUGUCAAUUCACCAGACGACUGCGAGUAUUACACCUGGAAACAAAUGAUUGCGCCCAAGAUUGUUAAGUCUUAGACUAGAGAUUUUACCAGGGUUAGAAUUAAUGUUCAAAUUAUAAUGAGUUUUUAAAGUGUUCAAUAUUCAUAGUUAGCUAAUGCUAAUAAGUACAAAUUUUUAACCUUGAUUUUUGACAUUAAAAUCCCAUGAAAACUUUUA
This is a messenger RNA of Rhopilema esculentum, 1240 nucleotides long. Its product is annotated as guanidinoacetate N-methyltransferase. Gene Ontology annotation, cellular component: cytoplasm; nucleus. NCBI's taxonomy places the organism in Eukaryota, Metazoa, Cnidaria, Scyphozoa, Rhizostomeae, Rhizostomatidae. The record is from RefSeq and is a predicted model, not a curated record. Gene Ontology annotation, molecular function: guanidinoacetate N-methyltransferase activity. Gene Ontology annotation, biological process: creatine biosynthetic process.